CUCGUGGUCGUCCCUCCGCCUUUCCCUGCCGGCGGCCCGGCCGCGGAGGGGGCAGCGAAGGCUGUGGGAUGGCGGUUAAGGCGGUGUGUGACAGAUGUCCUCCUCUGACAGCUCUCGGUAUCAGCCCAGUGGCUCCCUGCCAUUGGCUCGGUGCAGCCGACCGGCAAGGCAGCUCGCUAUAACAGCACUGUGCCCAGCAGAGGCGGCAGCUCAGACGGCUUCGCCGCGCCCGCCCUGCUCCUCCCCCGGCAGCCCGCUCCCCGCCGGAGGGGCCGCACACACCUCCUCUCACACACACCGGCACAUGCCGCCGGCCCCGGCCCUCCCCGCCCCGCCAAGCCGAGCCGAGGGAGGCCGGCCUGAGCAACCCGCGGGCGGCCGGGGGGCGGCCCCGGCCCCAUUCCCGGCCUCAUGGAGUGCUACUACAUUGUCAUCAGCUCCGCGCAUCUCAGCAACGGGCACUUUCGCAACAUCAAGGGAGUUUUCCGAGGCCCCCUUAGCAAGAACGGAAACAAAACUCUGGGUCAAAUCCUUGGCCAGUACAUGGAACAUCAAGAGACACAGAAAUCAGAGGAUUAUGCUGAAAAGAAAAACACGAUAGCAAAAGCUCUGGAAGAUCUUAAAGCCAACUUCUACUGUGAACUUUGUGACAAGCAGUACUAUAAACACCAGGAGUUUGACAAUCACAUUAACUCUUAUGAUCAUGCUCACAAACAGAGACUGAAGGAGCUGAAACAGAGGGAGUUUGCUCGAAACAUAGCAUCUAAGUCAUGGAAAGAUGAAAAGAAACAGGAGAAAGCCCUUCGACGUUUGCACAAGCUGGCUGAGCUAAGGAAAGAGAGAACGUGUGCUCCUGGAAGCGGCCCUAUGUUCAAAUCUACUACAGUGACUGUGCGAGAUCAUUGCAGUAAUAACCCCCGAAGUGCCAUCACAGAUUCUUCCAACAGUCAGGAUUUAAUGCAUGAUACACAGAAUGGUGAAGAUGUUGCUUCUGUUACUUCUUCCAUUCCUGGAAAUGCAUGUAGUAACAAAUCCGACACUAACAAAUGUGGAGAUCAGGUUCAAGGAGCUCAAGGUCAUAGAGUUGGUUUCUCUUUUGCUUUUCCCAAGAAAGCAGUGGUCAAACUGGAGUCUUCAGCUGCUGUUUUCUAUGAAUAUAAUGACGAGACAUCUAUAGAGCAUGGAUUUAGCAGAAGAAGUAGGUUUGUUCCAGGAGCAUGUAACAUUCAGUCUCCUUCAGUGGCAGAAAUAGUCCUGUGCCCUGAGGAGAAACAUAACUGUUUUCACCCACUGGUGGAAAAAUGCAUAGGCACAGCAGGAACUCCUAAAGCUCAGGAGCCAGAAAAACUGGCUGGUGAAGAAAGCGGUGUGCUAGAGUCUCCUAUCUUAACUCCUGCUGCAUCCCAUUCAAAGCAGCUGGUUUCCUUGGACAUGGGUGGCUAUGGCAUUGAUGUGAAUGCAGCAGACGUUGUGGACCAAAUGCUGCCCAUGGCUGUGGACAGUGCUCGGGUCCUGCCCCUGGACUGCAGCGGGUAUGAGCUGCAGGCCAACAGGGCUCUGGCACAAGCAAUUGUGGAGGACUCUUUAUCUCUGCAGGAUGUUGCCAAGGAAAAUGAUACAGAUAGCAACAGUGAUCCAUCCAUGACUGAAACUGAAAUAAAAAGACUGGUUGCAGAUGUAUCAGUUCCAUCAGCAUCUGAAGAAGGUAGUGGUGGAACCCCACAAAGCAAACUGGACGUGCACAAGAGACCUUGUGAACCUUUUGUUCCUGUUCUUAGCAAACACGGAUCAAAUAUUCUUCAGUGGCCAUCGGAAAUGUUAAUUUACACAAGUACAGACCCAUCAAUUUCUUACAGCUGCAAUCCUUUAUAUUUUGAUUUCAAGUUAUCAAGAGCAACUGGCAGCCAAGAAAAGCCCAAGCAUCAGCCAAACAUACCUCAUUUGCACCAUAAAAGUGAAUCCAACCAUAGCUUAGUCUUGAAUUUUACAAAUAAACCUAUUUCAGAGUGUGGUGAUUAUGAACCAGAAAUCAAUAAAGAUGUGUGUGACUAUACAAUACCCCUUAUAAGUGACAAUUCCCUCCUCAUAAAUUGUGAUUUUGCAAAAAAUCAAAAUAAAGUGUCUUUGGAUGAAUCAUUCAGGAUUAGAAAAAUAGAAAAGUAUCGCCUUUCUAAAAAUCACUUACGACAAAACACUGUGAUAGAUGAGAAAUACAACAAAAUCUGGAUCAAAGAAAGCCAUGAAAAAUGGCUACACAAAAGUAGAAAAUGGAAACGGAAAAGAAAAUUGUAUCGUCAUCAUCAUCACUGUGGGGACAUGACAGCAGCAGAAAUGGAGAUGUCCUCAAUGAGUGAAAAAGAAAUCAGUUACCAAGAUGAAAACAAAUAUCAGCACCUCCAAAAUAAUCCAGAGAAGUGCAGAUAUGAUGUGGGGAAUAUCUGGCUAGAUGCAGGUGAGCUACAGCAUUCGCAUCAAAAACUUGGUAUUGAAAAUUGUCAUAAGAGAGUCAUGUCUGCACCACAUCAUGUACAUGGAGACAGAGCCUGGUGUGAUGUUUGGAGUGCAACCAAUAACCAGCACCAUGGUUGUAAGCAAUGGCACAGAAGGAGCAGAGCAAGUUCUCAGGCAUAUGCAAAGCAGCUGGCUCUGAGUUCCAGGAGGCACAGCCUCAGGUACACUAAAACAUGUUGUAGCUGGAAAGCCAGGAGGUCAAGCUGUAGCCCAGAGCAUAAAUGUUUAGGACACUGCAGUGUGGAAAAGAGUCUGAGUCAAAAACAGUUCAUAAAGAGAGGUUACAGUGUUCUGACAGAAGAAACAAAGAAAUCCCACUGCAAGUGGAGAGAGCAUACCUGUUCCUCUUCAUCAGAAGAAAGCUCGUACGGACAAACAUUAUCAGCAGAGGAAUAUCUGAGGCAAGCUCAAACUAUAGGUACACGUCACAGGACAAAAGGGAAACAAAGGAAAAGAAAAACCAGAAUCCGUCGCAUAUUCCUUGACAGGAAAGCAAGGAGUGAGAACUCCAGACCUUCCACAGAAAGUUCUGCAAAUUCUACGUUAAAUGUUUUGAGGGGCCUCUCAACUCAAGACAGUCUAGAGGAAGUUAGUGCAGAUCCCAAAGCUGAUCAUGCAAAAGACACAGAUGAAAUGACAAAACUGGAGGAAAGCAAGUCAUCUCUAGACACUGACAUUUCACACGUGUUAGAACACAAUGAACCAAGGGUGUGCACAGUGAUGAAGAACACGCUGGGUGUAUUUUCUGAUGUUGUCACUGUGCCCCUUCCUGAGCACCGCGCUCCAGCAGCUGCCAGCACACAGGGUGUUCUGCAAAACGAAAAGAAGACAGAAGAGGUCAACAGUCAUGAAAAUCAGGCUCAUUACAAACCUCCCCUCCCCAACAGACAUUUGGAACAAGCUCCUCCUAGAUCCAGUCUUUGCCAUUAUGAAUUGGCCGAGUCUCUACCACAUGAGAAAAUAAAUGAGAUGACUGGUGAAUGGGUACAGUGUAAUCCUGGUAUAUUUAGCAGCCCACCACCCUUGCCAUUCAAGGAAGCACAUGUAAACAGUCACAGUUUUUUAACUACUGAGCAGUUACUAGCCCCUUUUACCCCGCCUGAUCAGACACUGAUAUUCCCUCCAGAUAAACACAACAAAUUCAAAGAUCUCCCGUCUGAGGCCUAUCAGCAGAUCAUGCCACAGAACAUACUGGCCAGCAAAGUGAAGUUCACCUUCCCUCCCACACCAAUCCAGCCCCCGAAUUCCCCACUGCAGCCUGUACCCCUGCAGCCGCCAUUGUGCUCUACCUCCAUCACCACCAUCCACCACACUGUCCUACAGCAGCAUGCCGCUGCUUCACUGAAGGUUCUCCAGCCCCACCAGCAGUUUCUCUCACAGGUCCCGGCUCUUUCCCGAGCUCCUUUACCUCAUGUGCCAGUAGGACCAAGGCUUUGCCCAGGGGUUCACACAGCUUUUGUCACCGCACCGCACUUGCCACUGCUGCCACCCUCAGUCCUGCCACCAAGCCCGCCGGCAUUCCCACUGCUGCCGCACACCGUCUUCCCAUCCCUGCUGUCCCCACACCCUACUGUCAUCCCCCUGCAGCCCCUCUUUUAGGAUGGGUUCUCAGGGCUGGGGGAAGGAGCCCUCAGCUCAGUGGUCCUGCUGCUUCUACAGCCCCCCUCGACUUUGCAGGAUGGUUCUGUGAAAUGAACUGGUUAAAAUUCCUUGUUCCUUGGGAAGCAUUUACUGUAAGUACAAUGAUGCAAACAUUCAUGUUGAGGUCAGACCUGUACUAUAACAAAAGCACUAAAUAGUCUGAUGCUAGUAUGAACUCUAUAUGUAAGUGAAAAUCAUGUCUUAGAAUAUGUACAAUAUAAAUAAAAUAUAUUUAUAGUUCUAUAACAUGUUGUAUUCACUUUUUUGUUUUUAUCUUUGUGUAUUUGCACCUAUUUAAUGUUUAGACAAAGCUGAUGCACUAUGUUUUGUACUAUGUCCUCUGAAACUGUAAAUCUGGUGACAAAUAUCUCUUGCAAUAAAUUUUUGUUAACUACUUAAGUAUAUAAAAAAAUCUUUCGUUAUAAGCCUCAUGGAUGUUGCUCUUCCAUGGUUUUCUGCAGCUGAAUAGCAUCCUCUGCCCCUACUCUGUUUGAAUAAUCAGGUUUCCUAUGCAUCAGUGAUUUAUCAAGGAGGCUCAGAGGCUAAUACCUUGAGGUAUUGUCUCGCUGAGCAAGAGAGGAAGAUUAAUAGAUGUGUUUGUGUUAGCAGCUUGAAGUUACCAUGACAAAUUGUGCCUACUUGUAGUAUGUGCACAAACUGCUCACUGUUGGAGCUAAUCCCUUUUGUACUAAACCACAAAAUGAUGAUGUAACAAAAAUGACAUCAAUGAUGGCCUGGGGGGAAUAUCAACAGCAGUUUGACUUCCAGGGAAUAUUGCUCACACUGGAAUGGUGAAGCACAGGGAAGAUCUUGGCUCCACCAAGCAGUUGUGCUCUGACUGCGCACAGCCCUUGAUGGGGCAGAUCUGUUUGGGUGAGGUCCUUCCUGCCUGUGCAGUGUGUGACAAUAACAAGGAUGCAUGAGUAUGAAGGGGAUGUCAGGUGGAGGUUCACAUGGGGAAACCCACCAGGGUUUGAGACAGAUUCUCACCUCACUUUCACCCUCUCUUUCCUGAAGCAGUUUGCCAAAGUAGAAUAACAUUGAAUAGAGAUCAGCUAAAAUAAUAAUAUGCUGCCAUUGCUUCUAACUCUAUUUCAAAGACUUCUCCCUACCUCUGCAGUCUGUUUAUUGCUUUAGCAGCUAUAAACAGCUUUAGGCAGUGAAAUCUCCACAUUUGCUUUAGUUUGGGAUGUAUCAGGCCCACACCUACAACAAAACCAAAGACAUUCUGAGAUAGAACCAUCUUUUUGAGUUAAAAUGAAGUGUUACCACGUGAAUGAAGCUAAGGAUUUGCAGCAUGACCCUUAGUGCUAGAAGUAGGCCCUCUGUAAUGGAAGGUAGGUGUUAGCAAUCCAAUUAAUUACUUAGUUUCACCUUUUUAUGUG
Pezoporus occidentalis (night parrot) is the source of this 5537-nucleotide messenger RNA. It is a transcript of the gene ZNF804A, whose product is annotated as zinc finger protein 804A. Lineage: Eukaryota; Metazoa; Chordata; Aves; Psittaciformes; Psittacidae. The record is from RefSeq and is a predicted model, not a curated record. The coding region runs from base 412 to 4110 and encodes 1232 amino acids. The transcript has 5 exons. Gene Ontology annotation, cellular component: nucleus.